GGCCGGUUGCUAGGCUCCGGGGGCCGGAAGUCCCGCCUGUCUUGUAGUCGCCGCCGCCGCCGCCGCUGUCGUUGUUGUUGUAGUUGGUGCUCUGAGCUCCGCGGCUCCGAGAGCCGGCUGCGUCCCUUCCCCGCCGCCGCCAUGAAGUGGAUGUUCAAGGAGGACCACUCGCUGGAACACAGAUGCGUGGAAUCUGCGAAGAUCCGGGCGAAAUAUCCUGACCGGGUUCCGGUGAUUGUGGAAAAAGUCUCAGGCUCUCAAAUUGUUGACAUUGACAAACGGAAGUAUCUAGUUCCAUCUGACAUCACUGUGGCUCAGUUCAUGUGGAUCAUCAGGAAAAGGAUCCAGCUUCCUUCUGAAAAGGCAAUCUUCCUGUUUGUGGAUAAGACAGUCCCACAGUCCAGCCUAACUAUGGGACAGCUUUACGAGAAGGAAAAAGAUGAAGAUGGAUUCUUGUAUGUGGCCUACAGUGGAGAGAACACUUUUGGCUUCUGAGGGCCAGUGCUGGGCUGGGCGCCGUUCCUGCCCUGUGUCUGUCGAUAGCCGGCCGUCUUCACAUAGACCUACCGGUGCAUUUGUAGCUGGAUUCAUUUCUUAAUAUAUUGGAAGGUUCUGUUUCCUUAGACUAGUAAAUUAUCAUACAGACUUUUAUUUUGAGUUUUUCUUUUUGUGCACUGUCCUCAUGGCUAUACUCUCCAGGGAACUUGUUCCUCUGGGAAUCAUAUUUAAUGAAGAUAUUUCCAUAUUGAAGUGAGGGAGGUGGGUAUUAAAGUGAAAGGGAGGGAGAUGACGCAUUUAUUCUGGAUUAUGUUUGAAGUGUUAGAUGGCUAAGUAUUAAAAGCAUCCAAAUUAAAUCCUUAGCAAUCAGAACACUUGCUUCACUAGAUUUUGCUAACUGCCAAUCAUGUUGGAGUGAGCUAAUCUGUUCUUCUUUCUGAAACUAUUAAGGUAAAUAAUUAACAAUAAAACUUCCUCUUAUAAAGGC
Messenger RNA from Equus caballus (horse), 985 nucleotides. It is a transcript of the gene GABARAPL2, whose product is annotated as GABA type A receptor associated protein like 2. Gene Ontology annotation, biological process: autophagy of mitochondrion; autophagosome assembly; cellular response to nitrogen starvation. Gene Ontology annotation, cellular component: autophagosome membrane; autophagosome; cytosol. NCBI's taxonomy places the organism in Eukaryota, Metazoa, Chordata, Mammalia, Perissodactyla, Equidae. The record is from RefSeq and is a predicted model, not a curated record. Gene Ontology annotation, molecular function: ubiquitin protein ligase binding.